GUGGUAGAAUUGCAGUCUUCGGCUAUAAAAAAUCUGUAUGGUUCUUUCCAAAGGGGAUCUUCUUUCAAGUACAUGGAUUGCUUAAGGUCGGUAGAUUUGUUUUGUGGAGCUUAUAGAACACCAGACCUUGAUCUGUGGGAAAAGGUGCAAUCUUUCCAGUUAAUUUCCAUAUCUGGAUAGAGUAGCUCACCAAGUGCCGGGAAGUUUUUUGGUUUAAGACCAGGAUAGGGUUGAGGAAAAAUCUGGCACAAAGAUAUUCGAUGCGAGCAUCUCAGAAAAAUACAAUUCCUGAUGGGUCUGAGAGGGUCUACAACCCAGAUAUGCAAGAUCAGGAGUCAUAUUGCUGGACUCCAAUCCAAAAAAUAGAGCACCCUUCAAGAUCUGAUGAUGCUAGCCAAGGGAUGCACCUUUCAGUCAAGUCAUUUGAACAAUACUGCACCCUUGAAUCAUUUUGUGGUAAUGAUGAUGACUACGGAGUUCACAAUUCUCCAUCCACUGCCAGUUUCUCACCAAAUGAUAGCCAGUCAUAUCCAUCAGAUUUGCAAGAUUCAUCUGAUAAUACCUGUGGCUCUCCAGUAAGUCGGUCUUGUGUCAACAACAAUGCGAAUGACUUCAGGCAUAAGCUGAGAGAAUUGGAAACUGUUAUGCUAGGACCUGAUUCAGAUGACCUUGACAACCAAAUUUCCUUGGAGACAGAGAAGUGGAAGUAUAUGAUGGAGGUGAUAGCCAAAGGGGACUUGAAAGAUGCUCUCUGUGCUUGUGCAAAGGCUAUAGCAAACAAUGAUAUGCUCACAGCCGAAUGGUUGAUGACCGAGUUACGGGGGAGGGUGUCAGUGACUGGUGAGCCAAUCCAACGACUGGGAGCCUACAUGUUGGAAGGGCUUGUCGCAAAGUUGGCAUCUUCAGGAAGUGCAAUCUACAAGUCCCUCAGAUGCAAAGAGCCUGCUGGUGCUGAGCUCCUUUCCUACAUGCACAUACUGUAUGAAGUGUGUCCAUACUUUAAGUUCGGGUAUUUGUCUGCAAAUGGAGCAAUUGCAGAAGCGAUGAAGGAUGAACGAAGAGUCCAUAUCAUCGAUUUUGAAAUUGCACAAGGCAGCCAGUGGGUCACUUUAAUACAAGCUCUUGCUGCUCGUCCAGGAGGGCCACCACACAUACGUAUAACGGGUAUUGAUGACUCUACAUCAGCAUAUGCGCGAGGUGGAGGAACAGAUAUAGUGGGGCAGAGACUAACAAGGCUUGCUGAGUCAUGUAAGCUACCUUUUGAGUUCUGUGCUACUGGAAUUUCUGCUUCUGAUGUUCAACUUGGAAACCUUGGAAUUCAACCUGGUGAAGCCAUUGCAGUGAACUUUCCCUUGAUGCUGCACCACAUGCCAGAUGAAAGUGUCAGUACACAGAAUCCUCGGGACAGACUGCUCAGGCUGGUCAAGAGCUUGUCACCUAAGGUAGUGACUCUGGUUGAGCAAGAAUCCAAUACUAAUACAGCCCCCUUUGUUUCCCGUUUUCGUGAGGCGAUGAACUAUUAUCUGGCUAUCUUUGAAUCAAUCGAUGUUACUUUUCCGAGGGAGCACAAGGAAAGAAUCAAUGUCGAACAGCACUGUCUGGCUGGGGAGAUUGUCAACAUUAUAGCAUGUGAGGGUGCUGCAAGAGUGGAACGUCAUGAGCCUCUUGGGAAGUGGAGAUCUCGGUUUAUGAUGGCCGGGUUUAAGCCUUAUCCACUGAGCUCUUAUGUGAAUGCUACCAUUAAGACUCUGCUAGGGAACUACAGCGAGCAGUAUACACUCGAAGAGAGAGAUGGAGCUCUGUUCCUCGGCUGGAUGGACCGACCUCUGGUUACCUCUUGUGCCUGGAGGUGAUAACCUGAAAAAUGUUGCAACUGUUGCAAAUCCUCAAUAAAAUUUGAAUUUGAAUGUUGUUUUUGUUGUUGUUUGUAGUUUCUUAGCAUUAUAAUGCUACAAAACAUACUACGUGAAUCGAA
Messenger RNA from Tripterygium wilfordii, 1975 nucleotides. Its product is annotated as scarecrow-like transcription factor PAT1. Lineage: Eukaryota; Viridiplantae; Streptophyta; Magnoliopsida; Celastrales; Celastraceae. The transcript has 2 exons. Gene Ontology annotation, biological process: regulation of DNA-templated transcription. Gene Ontology annotation, molecular function: sequence-specific DNA binding; DNA-binding transcription factor activity. Gene Ontology annotation, cellular component: nucleus. The record is from RefSeq and is a predicted model, not a curated record. Bases 261 to 1853 code for a protein of 530 amino acids.